Lolium rigidum is the source of this 1572-nucleotide messenger RNA. Its product is annotated as pentatricopeptide repeat-containing protein At2g03880, mitochondrial-like. The coding region runs from base 1 to 1572 and encodes 523 amino acids. NCBI's taxonomy places the organism in Eukaryota, Viridiplantae, Streptophyta, Magnoliopsida, Poales, Poaceae. Gene Ontology annotation, molecular function: zinc ion binding; RNA binding; protein binding. Gene Ontology annotation, biological process: RNA modification. The transcript is spliced from 2 exons. The record is from RefSeq and is a predicted model, not a curated record.
AUGGGGCGCUAUCUGGUGAGGGAUAUGCUGAUCUCGACCCUGAAGAUGGACCAACUGUUGUUGGAGGUGACAACUUCUGCUGCGACUCACCAACGCGCGCUCGCCUUGCUCCACGAGAUGCGCGACCGGGGACACCACGCCGACGAGUACACCCUCCCGCCCAUCCUCAACUCCGCCGCGCUCCUCCGCGUCCCGGCUGGCGCCGACGCGCUCCACUCCCUCCUCCUCCGCGCGGGGCUCGCCGCGCACCUCCACGUCGCCAACGCCCUCGUCGACGCAUACGCCAAGCUGUCCCGCCACGGCGCCGCGCGGGCCGUGUUCGACGAAAUGCCACACCGCGACGUGGUCACCUGGACCUCCCUCCUCACGGGGCUCGCGCGCUCUCGCUCCCACGACCCCGCGCUGCGGGUGUACCGCGACAUGGUCGCCUCGGGGAUCAGGCCUGACGAGUUCGUCGUCGCGGCCGCGCUGAGCUCGUGCGCUGGCGCCACCGCGCUCGAGCUGGGCCUUUCUGUGCACGCCACCGCGGUCAGGCUCGCGCUGGACCCCUUCCUCUCGGUCGGGAACUCGCUGGUGUCCAUGUACGCCAAGACCGGCUCGCUGGGCGAGGCCAAAAAGGUGUUCGACGCUAUGCGUGUUCGGCGUGACCCCAUCACGUGGACGGCCCUGAUCGUCGGGUACGCCCAGAACGGCCGGGGCAAGGAGUCGCUGGAGGUCUACACCGACAUGGUCCGGUCCGGGUGCAGGCCGGACUACGUCACCUUCAUCGGGCUGCUAUUCGCGUGCAGCCAUGCUGGCCUGGUCGAUGCCGGCCGGGCGCACUUCCGGUCCAUGCAGGCCGAGCACGGCGUGGCGCCUGGACCAGACCACUACGCUUGCAUGGUCGACCUGCUAGGCCGAGCCGGGCGGCUCGACGAGGCCAUGGACCUGCUGAGCCAGAGCACGACAAGGCUGGACGCCACUGUCUGGAAGGCGCUGCUCGGCGCUUGCCGGACGCACGGGAACGCGGAGCUCGGCGAGCACGCGGCCGAGAUGGUGUGGGGGCUGGACCCGACUGACGCCGUGCCGUAUGUCAUGCUGUCGAACCUCUACUCGCGGGCAAGGCGGUGGGCCGACGUGGCGAGGGUCAGGACGCUGAUGAAGUCGAGAGGGAUCACCAAGGAACCCGGGUGCAGCUGGGUGGGAGUAAACGGUGUGACACACUUGUUCUAUGUGGAGGACCGGGGGCACCCCCGGGCGGAAGAGAUUUACCGGAAGGUGGAGGAGAUGAUGGACAGGAUCCGAGCUGAAGGAUACGUGGCAGAUACUGACUGGGCACUGCAGGAUGAGGGGCCGGAGGGGAGGGAGAAGGGUCUAGCCUACCACAGCGAGAGGCUCGCCGUUGCAUUUGGGCUGCUUGCUGUGCCGGCCGGCGCGCCGAUCCGUGUGUUCAAGAACCUCCGGGUGUGCGGUGACUGCCAUUCCGCGAUCAAGAUGAUCGCCAAGGCGUACGGCCGGGAGAUCAUACUGAGGGAUGCCAACUGCUUCCAUCACAUGAAGAAUGGUUUAUGUUCGUGCGGCGACUACUGGUAG